GCCAAGUAUCACUACUACACCAAGGACAAAGAAGCCACUGACAUAGAACCAACAACCAGACCGGAUGUGAAAAUGGCUAAUGAAUUCACGACACCCUUUAUAACUCAAUCACUUUUAACUGCUGCGGCAAACAGCUGUGACUUUUACGUGCACCAAAGAACUGCCAGGAUCCUAAUGCCUCUGCAUUACAGCGUCGUUUUCAUCAUUGGACUCUCGGGAAACCUACUGGCCUUGUCUGUUGUAUUUCAAAACAGGAAGAAAAUCAACUCGACCACUCUAUACUCGACAAACCUGGUCAUCUCUGACAUACUCUUUACCACGGCCCUGCCCGCUCGGAUAGUCUACUACGCAUUAGGAUUCGACUGGCAAAUUGGUGAAGCCCUGUGUCGAAUAACUGCUCUUAUAUUCUACAUUAAUACGUACGCAGGUGUCAAUUUUAUGACCUGCUUGAGUAUUGACAGGUUCUUUGCUGUCGUCCAUCCUUUGCGCUAUAACAAAAUCAAAAGGACUAAAUAUGCCAAAUGUGUGUGCAUAUUUGUCUGGGUUCUGGUAUUUAGUCAGACACUCCCGCUACUUGUGCAUUCCAUGUCAAAUCAAGAGAUUGACAGGAUUACAUGUAUGGAAUAUCCAAACUUUGAACAAAUAGACCACCUCCCCUGGAUUCUCCUGGGCGCCUGUUUUAUAGGGUAUGUGAUUCCUAUUGUCAUAAUACUAGUCUGCUAUUCUUGCAUCUGUUGCAAACUCUUUGAAAAUACCAAACAAAACCCACUCACGGAAAAAUCGGGAGUAAACAAAAAGGCGCUCAACACCAUCCUUUUAAUCAUCGUCGUGUUUAUUGUCUGUUUCUCGCCUUACCAUGUGGCAAUUAUUCAACACAUGAUUAAGAAGCUUCGGCUUUCAGACCAUCUUUCGUGCAACGCUCAACAAACGUUCCAGAUUUCCCUCCACUUCACGGUGUGCCUAAUGAACUUUAAUUGCUGCAUGGACCCUUUCAUCUACUUCUUCGCGUGUAAAGGAUAUAAAAGACGGGUUAUGAAAAUACUGAAACGUCAAGUCAGUGUUUCCAUUUCAAGUGCUGUUAGAUCAGCACCUGAAGAAACUUCACGUGAAAUCGCUGAAACGCAAAUGAUGAUUCAACCCAGGUCUUUAAAUGGAUAGUAGCGAAGGAUAAAAUUGGGGGCUUUCUGUAAAUACUAUUUAAGAGGAACUUCACAAAACUUCUUAUCAGUGAACUGUCAAUGA
Molecule: messenger RNA, 1242 nt
Organism: Tachyglossus aculeatus (Australian echidna)
Lineage: Eukaryota; Metazoa; Chordata; Mammalia; Monotremata; Tachyglossidae
Gene: GPR183
Product: G protein-coupled receptor 183
Exons: 2
Coding region: 73-1158 (361 amino acids)
Biological process (GO): G protein-coupled receptor signaling pathway
Cellular component (GO): membrane
Molecular function (GO): oxysterol binding; G protein-coupled receptor activity
Source: RefSeq, a predicted model, not a curated record